Cavia porcellus (domestic guinea pig) is the source of this 936-nucleotide messenger RNA. RefSeq names its product olfactory receptor 10T2-like. The record is from RefSeq and is a predicted model, not a curated record. The transcript has a single exon. Gene Ontology annotation, molecular function: G protein-coupled receptor activity; olfactory receptor activity. Gene Ontology annotation, cellular component: plasma membrane. The coding region runs from base 1 to 936 and encodes 311 amino acids. Lineage: Eukaryota; Metazoa; Chordata; Mammalia; Rodentia; Caviidae. Gene Ontology annotation, biological process: G protein-coupled receptor signaling pathway; detection of chemical stimulus involved in sensory perception of smell.
AUGGGCAAUCACACCACAGUGAAUGUGUUCUUUCUAUGGGGGUUUUCCAGUUUCCCAGAAAUGCAGACUCUUCUCUUCAUAGUGAUUUUCUCUUCCCAUGUGACAAUCUUACUCGCAAAUUUCACCAUAAUGGUGGUCAUCAAACUCAGUCAGAACCUUCACACCCCCAUGUACUUCUUCCUCUUUGGUCUCUCCCUUUCAGAAACAUGUACUACUAUGGUUAUCAUCCCCCGAAUGUUAGCAGACUUGCUUUCAGAAAGCAAGACCAUUUCUUUUCCUGAGUGUGCCACACAGAUGUUUUUCUACUUUGGUUUAGGAGGAAAUAACUGCUUCAUCUUGGCUGCCAUGUCCUGUGACCGUUACGUUGCUAUCCAUAACCCACUGCAUUACCCCAUGCUGAUUACAAGGGUGAUCUGCUUUCAGCUCAUGAUGGCCUCUGUUGUGGUUGGAUUCCUAGUUUCCCUGUGCAUUGUCAUCAUAGUAUUCAAUAUGUCUUUUUGUAACUCUAGCACUAUCCGGCACUUUUUUUGUGACAUUGCACCUGUAGCCUCUCUUGCUUGUAAUUACACAUUUUUUCAGAAAAUGGUUCUGCUUGCAUUCACUGCCUUUGUAUUAGUGGGCAGCUUUGUUUUAGUGAUGAUUUCCUAUGUCUUCAUUUUGUCCAUAGUUGUGAAGAUGCCUUCUGCAAAAGGGAGGUAUAAGGCCUUCUCAACUUGCUCCUCUCACUUCACUGUGGUCUCCAUCCACUACGGAUUUGCGUGCUUUGUCUAUUUGAGGCCCAAGAAUAGUGACAGUGACUCCUUCAGUGAAGAUACACUGAUGGCUGUGGCAUACACAGUGCUGACACCUCUGCUGAACCCCAUUGUUUAUAGUCUCAGGAACAAAGAAAUGCAAGUAGCUCUGAGGAAAGUACUAGACAAAAUAAUUGAUAAAUAA